GCGGCGGGCGGCCUGGCGGGCGAUGUGGCGGCGGCGGCGGGCGCGGGGGGGCGGCGGGGGGGGCGGCUGGUGGCCGGCGGUGCUGGCGUUGGUGCUGGCGCUGCCGGGGGCGCGGUCCCGCCAGCUGUACUCGCCCGCUGACCCGCUGGAGCUGCUGGGGCCGGGGGCGGAGGGGCGGCUACUGGGCUCCCCCAGCGCCUGGGCCGUCGAGUUCUUCGCCUCCUGGUGCGGGCACUGCGUCCACUUCGCGCCCACAUGGCGGGCCCUGGCCCACGACCUCCGCGAGUGGAGGCCUGCGGUGAUGCUGGCAGCCAUCGACUGUGCUGAUGAGGCCAACCAGAAAGUGUGCGCCGAUUUUGGGAUAACAGGCUUCCCCACGCUGAAGUUCUUCAGAGCUUUUAGCAAGAAAGCAGAGGAUGGGAUAAGGAUUACCAAUCCCAGUGCCACCGUCGAGGACCUGCGCCAUGCCAUCAUCGCCAACCUUGAGCAGAGCCAGGACGCCUGGCCGCCCGCCUGUCCUCCGCUGGAGCCAGCAAGUGCGGAGGAGGUUCGCACCUUCUUCCAGAGGAACAAGGAGCAGUACCUGGCUCUGAUCUUUGAGAAGAGCAAUUCCUUCGUGGGCAGAGAGGUGGUGCUGGACAUGCUGCAGUACGAGAACGUGGCAGUGAGGAGGGUGCUGAGCAGCGAGGAGGAGCUCGUGGAGAAGUUCGGUGUCACCACCUUCCCCUCUGGCUACCUGCUCCUCCGCAAUGGCUCCUUCUCCCGCCUGCCAGUGCACACGGAGGCACGCUCCUUCUACACCUAUUACCUGCGCGCGCUCUCGGGCGUCACCCGUGGCUCCUACAAGCUGAACACAACCGUCAGCGCUUCCAACGAGACCACCCCAUCCCAGCCAAAGCAUGCUGACCGCUCCAAGUUGUACAUGGCUGACUUGGAGUCCACACUGCACUACUCGCUGCGGGUGGAGGCUGCCCGCCCUGCCACGCUGUCAGGAGCCCAGCUGGCUGCCUUCAAGUGCUACGUGGCCACACUGGUGAAGUACUUCCCCGGGCGCCCCUGCGUGCAGACCUACCUGCAGUCCCUGGAUGGAUGGCUGAGGAACUGGACGGAGCCCGAGCUGCCCCGCAGCGCCUUGAAGGAGGCCGUGAAGAAUAACAGAGAUGCCUCCCACCCCGCUGUGCUCCCCACUAACGUGACCUGGGUGGGCUGCCAGGGCAGCGAACCCCACUUCCGUGGCUACCCCUGUGGGCUCUGGACCAUCUUCCACCUGCUGACCAUCCAGGCUGCCCAGAGCGGCCCUGACAAAGAGCUACCACUGGAGGUGCUGGGCACCUUGCGCUGCUACGUCCAGCACUUCUUCGGCUGCCAGGAGUGUGCCCAGCACUUCGAGGCCAUGGCGGCCGAGUCCAUGGACCAGGUGGCUGGCCGGGAGGAGGCUGCCCUCUGGCUCUGGUCCCACCACAACAAGGUCAACGCUCGCCUGGCGGGAGGUGAUACGGAGGACCCCAAGUUCCCCAAGCUGCAGUGGCCUCCACCGGACAUGUGUCCCCAGUGCCACAAGGAGGAGCGGGGGGUGCACGCCUGGGAUGAGCCAGCCGUGCUCACCUUCCUCAAGGCGCACUUCUCCCCUGCCAACAUCUACCUGGACUAUACUGAGGCCGACCCCAUCCCCGUGGCUGGGGAGAGGAUCAGCACCAGGCUGAGCACCGAGGGCCCUCGAGAGGAGAGGGAGGAGGAGGAGGAAAAGGAGACGGAAGGUGAGACGAGAGCUCCGGGGCGACUGGGCUCCCCUGAGCCGCGGCGCCCCAGCAUUGUGCGGCUGAACCCCAAGCUGCGGGAGGUGGGAGAGGACAUCGUGGACCUGGACUCCUUCAGCGAGCAGCACUUCAAGAGCCAGGCGCUGCGAGCGGCGCCGGGCCGACGCCGGCGGCUCAGCAAGCGGGACACCAUCGCCCUGCCCCAGGAUGCCGGGGCGGGUCGGGAGCACCGGCGGGCUACUGGUGUCCUGGUCCGGGAGGAGGAGGAGGCUGGGGAGGGUGUGCGGAGGAGCCCCUGGCUGCGGGUGCUCGGCUUGGGCUUUUCCCGCCUGGACAUCAGCCUCUGUGUCGCUCUCUACUUCCUCUCCUCCAUGUGCCUGCUGGGCAUGUACACCUUCUUCCGACUCCGCACCCGCUCCCGCAAAGGCCGCCCCGGCUUCCCCAUGGCCUGAGAGCGGUUGUAGGGGGCCAGGGGCUGCCCCCAGGGUGGGUGGGCUGCUGAGCCAGAGAUACCCCCAGGACAGCAUCGUGUCCCCCGGCGGGAAGCGGUUUGGUGCGUCCCCCUGGGAGCUGCCCCACUCGCAGC
Messenger RNA from Falco peregrinus (peregrine falcon), 2343 nucleotides. It is a transcript of the gene QSOX1, whose product is annotated as quiescin sulfhydryl oxidase 1. Gene Ontology annotation, molecular function: flavin-dependent sulfhydryl oxidase activity; protein disulfide isomerase activity. Gene Ontology annotation, cellular component: Golgi membrane. Gene Ontology annotation, biological process: protein folding. NCBI's taxonomy places the organism in Eukaryota, Metazoa, Chordata, Aves, Falconiformes, Falconidae. The record is from RefSeq and is a predicted model, not a curated record.